Anopheles marshallii is the source of this 2124-nucleotide messenger RNA. It is a transcript of the gene Trap1, whose product is annotated as heat shock protein 75 kDa, mitochondrial. Gene Ontology annotation, biological process: protein folding. Gene Ontology annotation, molecular function: ATP binding; ATP-dependent protein folding chaperone; protein kinase binding. Gene Ontology annotation, cellular component: mitochondrial inner membrane. The transcript is spliced from 3 exons. Lineage: Eukaryota; Metazoa; Arthropoda; Insecta; Diptera; Culicidae. The record is from RefSeq and is a predicted model, not a curated record. The coding region runs from base 1 to 2124 and encodes 707 amino acids.
AUGAGCGUUGUUAACGGAUUGCUCCGUGUGAGCAGACUGAUUCGGCCAUCCGCAUCACUUGCGAGAUGUUUGCUGCCGGCUACCGGGCAUCCAUCAACGUCCGCAUUCAUCCAGGCGCACCAAGCUUGCCCCAAAUGGAUGCCCUCACACAGGACACUGAGCACCAAAGUGGCCGAAGAAGGAUAUCACUCGAUAAUACGCGACCAGGAGAAAGCGGUUGGAACAACUGAUAAGCAUGAGUUUCAGGCUGAAACGCGCAUGCUGCUCGACAUUGUGGCCCGGUCACUCUACUCCGACAAGGAAGUGUUUGUACGAGAGCUCGUUUCGAACGCAAGUGAUGCGUUGGAAAAGUUCCGCUUUCUCACACAAACCUCCUCCGACAGUGGAGAAUCCGGCGAGUUUGCGGAAGCGGAUCGUGCGCUCGAGAUACACAUUGGCACGAAUAAGCAGGACCGUCAGCUGACAAUUCAGGACACCGGUAUCGGUAUGACGCGUGAAGAGCUUGUGGCAAAUCUGGGUACGAUUGCGCGGUCCGGUUCGAAGCACUUUAUCGAGCAGCUAAAAGAGAGUGGCCGUGGCACGCAGGAAAACGUACAGAACAUUAUCGGCCAGUUUGGUGUUGGGUUUUACUCGGCGUUCAUGGUAGCAGACCGAGUGGACGUGUACACCCGUUCGUCGCGUGCUGGUGCUCCCGGCUUAAAAUGGUCCUCGGAUGGAUCGGGCACAUUCGAAAUACAGGAGGCGGAAAACGUCGCAAUCGGCACAAAGAUUGUGAUCCAUCUGAAGGCGGACUGUCGUGAGUUUUCGGAUGAGGACCGUAUCCGGGAGGUGAUCCGACGGUACAGUAACUUUGUCGGUAGUCCUAUCUACCUGAACGGCAAGCAGGCGAAUCAAAUCCAACCGAUUUGGUUGAUGGAACCGAAGCAAGUGACCGGUGAGCAGCAUAACGAAUUCUAUCGUUUCGUUGGUAACACGUUCGACACGCCACGGUUCACGUUGCACUACAAAACGGACGUUCCGCUUAGUAUUCGGGCGCUGCUUUACUUUCCUGAAGGCAAACCGGGCCUGUUCGAAAUGUCACGCGACGCGGACAGUGGAGUGGCAUUGUACACUCGCAAGGUCCUUAUUCAAUCGAAAACGGAAAAUCUGCUCCCGAAGUGGUUACGCUUUCUGAAGGGAGUUGUCGAUUCCGAGGACAUUCCACUUAAUCUGAGCCGCGAGCUGUUGCAGAACAGUGCGCUGAUUCGAAAGUUACGAACGGCGCUAACCAAUCGUACGCUACGCUUCCUACACGAUCGUUCCCAAAAGGAACCGGAAAGUUACGAUAAAUUCUACAAAGAUUAUGGUCUCUUCCUGAAGGAAGGCAUCGUGACCAGCCAGGAGCAACAGGAGAAGGAAGAGAUUGCCAAACUGUUACGAUUCGAAACGAGCAAGGAACCCGAUCGGACGGUAUCGUUGCCCGAGUACUGUCAACGGCAGGCCGAAGGACAGAAAGAUAUCUACUAUCUGGCCGCACCGAACCGCACCCUUGCCGAAGCAUCACCGUACUACGAAUCGCUGAAAAAGCGCGGCAUUGAGGUGUUGUUCUGCUACGAAGCUUACGACGAGCUGGUACUGAUGCAGCUAGGCAUGUACCUCGGCAAGAACCUCGUUUCGGUUGAGAAGGAGAUGCGUCGUUCGGAUGCAGCUACCGAUGGCACCGACCAGGACGGACUGAUCGAGGGAUCACUGCUGAAAACGCAAAUUGAUGAACUGUUACCGUGGCUGAAACAGAAACUAGUCGGCAAGGUGUCGAACGUCAAGACGACCGGCAAACUCGACACACAUCCGUGCGUAGUAACGGUGGAAGAAAUGGCCGCCGCUCGGCACUUCAUCAAGACCCAAAGUCAUAACAUCAGCGAAGAGAACCGUUACGCACUGCUGCAACCGCAGUUUGAAAUCAAUCCAAAACAUCCGAUCAUCAAGAAGCUGCACAAACUCACAUCCAGUGAUCCAGACCUGGCCGAACUGCUGGCGAAACAGCUCUUCUCUAAUGCCAUGGUCGGGGCUGGUUUGGUAGAUGAUCCGCGGAUGCUGCUGACCAGCAUGAACGACCUACUGCAGAAGGUACUUGAUAAGCAUUAG